GAGUGGGAGAAUGCAGAGCUGAGGGGCCAACUCCUGGGAGUGACACAGGAGAGGGACUCGGCCCUUCUCAAGAGCCAGGGCCUGCAGAGCAAGCUGGAGAGCCUGGAGCAGGUGCUGAAGCACAUGCGGGAGGUGGCCCAGCGGAGGCAGCAGCUGGAGGUGGAGCACGAACAGGCUCGGCUCAGCCUGCAGGAGAAGCAGCAGGAGGUCCGGAGGCUGCAGCAGGCCCAGGCAGAAGCCCAGAGGGAACAUGAAGGGGCUGUGCAGCUGCUGGAGGUCCGGGUUCGAGAGCUGGAGGAGCAGUGCCGCAGCCAGACCGAGCGCUUCAGCCUCCUGGCGCAGGAGCUCCAGGCCUUCCGCCUGCACCCAGGUCCCUUGGAUCUGCUCACCUCUGCCCUGGGCUGCAGUACCCUUGGGGACCGCCCGCCACCCCCCUGCUGCUGCUCCACCCCUCAGCCCUGCCGGGGGUCCGGCCCCAAAGACCUUGACCUCCCGCCAGGCUCCCCAGGGCACUGCACCCCAAAGUCUUCCGAACCUGCCCCUGCCACCCUGGCUGGGGUCCCCCGAAGGACGGCCAAGAAGGCAGAGUCUCUCUCCAACUCCUCUCGCUCCGAGUCCAUCCACAACAGUCCCAAGUCAUGCCCUACGCCCGAGGUGGACACAGCCAGUGAGGUGGAAGAGCUGGAGGCAGACAGCGUCUCCCUGCUCCCAGCAGCGCCGGAGGGCAGCCGGGGAGGCGCCAGGAUCCAGGUCUUCCUUGCACGCUAUAGCUACAACCCCUUCGAGGGCCCCAAUGAGAACCCAGAGGCAGAGCUUCCACUUACCGCUGGCGAGUACAUCUACGUCUAUGGCAACAUGGACGAGGAUGGCUUCUUUGAAGGAGAGCUCAUGGACGGCCGAAGGGGCCUGGUCCCUUCCAAUUUCGUAGAGCGUGUGUCCGACGACGACCUCCUGACCUCCCUGCUUCCGGAGCUGGCCGAUUUGUCCCACAGCUCAGGCCCCGAGCUCAGCUUCCUGAGCGGAGGCGGGGGCGGCAGCAGCAGCGGGGGCCAGAGCGGCGGGGGACGCAGCCAGCCCAGGCUGGAGGAGGGGGCUGCAGGGGACCAGCUCAGUUUGAGCCCCCCGCCCGAGGGCCUGGGGGAGCCCCCUGCUGUGCCUCACCCCCGCGGCCUGGCCCUCCUCAAGCAGCUGGCCCGCAGCGUGGUGCUGGCCUGGGAGCCGCCUCCGGAAUGCGUGGAGCUGCGUGGCUACCACGUCUGUGUGAACGGGGAGCUGCGGCAGACCCUGGGGCCUGGGGCGCCCCCCACGGCCGUGCUUGAGAACCUGGACCUGCAGACCGGGUCCCUCCGUGCUUCUGUGCAGGCCCUGACCAGCCGGGGCUGCUCUGACCCUCUGCGCUGUUGCUUGGUGUUCGGGGCUGGGGCCGGGGUGGCGCCCAGCCAGCUGCGGGUCCAUCGACUGACAGCCACGUCCGCUGAGAUCACCUGGCUGCCCGGCAAUAGCAACUUGGCCCAUGCCAUCUACCUCAACGGGGAAGAGUGCCCCCCUGCCCGCCCCAGCACCUACUGGGCCACCUUCUGCCACCUGCGGCCUGGUACACUCUAUCAGGCCCGAGUGGAGGCUCAGCUCCCACCUCGAGAAUCCUGGGAACCAGGCUGGGAGAGGCCAGAGCGGAGGGCUGCCACCCUGCAGUUCACCACACUCCCAGCAGGCCCGCCUGAUGCCCCCCUGGAUGUGCAGGUUGAGCCAGGGCCCUCCCCUGGAGUCCUGAUCGUCAGCUGGCUCCCGGUGACCAUCGAUGCUGCUGGCACCUCCAACGGCGUCCGGGUCACAGGCUAUGCCGUUUAUGCUGACGGGCAGAAGAUCAUGGAGGUGGCCUCCCCCACGGCAGGCAGCGUGCUGGUGGAGCUGUCGCAGCUGCAGCUGCUGCGGGCCUGCCGCGCCGUGGCCGUGCGCACCAUGUCGCCCCACGGCGAGUCGGCCGACUCCAUCCCGGCUCCCGUCGCCCCCGCCCUGGCUGAGGCCUCCUUGCCAGCCAGGGUCUCCUGCCCCUCCCCACGACCAGGCUCGGAGGCCGGACCGCCCCUCGCUCCAGCCUCCCCGGGGCCUGGAGACCCCAGCUCUGCCCUCUGGUGCCCUGACCCCAGUGGAACUCGAGAGCCCCCUGGGGCACCCCCAGCGAGCCCUCCCCGAGAGACACCAAAAGGGCCCUCAGAGGAGUCCCCAGCGCCUGGCUCUCAGGAGGAGGCUGGGGCAGCGGUGCUGGGUGCCCCAGGGGACGGGAAGGCCAGUGAGCCAGCCUUGGGAGAGCGAGUUCCUGGCCCUGCAGCUUCCUCCCUGGCCAAGGAGGAGGCUGAGCGGACCACGGGAGAGGCCCGCCCGGCACCCGGCUCCACCCAGGGGGCACCGGCCCAGAGGCUGCCCUGUGCGGAGGCCUGCCGUGGAGGAGACACAGGGUCUGGGCUGAGGCCCAGGGCUGAGAGGGAGGACACGGCUGAGCUCGGGGUCCGUCUGGGGAACUCCCUCGUGGACCAUGGCCGCAACUCAGAUCUGUCAGACAUCCAAGAGGAGGAGGAGGAAGAGGAAGAGGAGCUGGGUGUCAGGAGUUGCUCUUUCCAGAAGCAGGUUACAGGCAACAGCAUCAGGGAGAAUGGGGCCAAGCCCCAACCCGACCCCUUCUGUGAGACUGACAGUGACGAGGAGAUCUUGGAGCAGAUCCUGGAGCUGCCUCUCCAGCAGUUCUGCAGCAAGAAGCUCUUUAGCAUCCCUGAGGAGGAGGAAGAAGAAGACGAGGAGGACGAGGAGGACGAGAACACACCAGGGGCGGCCUCUUCUUCCCGAGACCCCGGCCCGCCUGAGCCUGCGUUGCUGGGGCUGGGUUGUGACAGCAGUCGGCCCCGAGGACCUGGCCUGUGUCCUUUGUCUCCCGAGCCCUCCAGGGCUGGGGACCACCUGGAGGACAUGCCUGGACUAGUUAGUGGAAGCAGCUGGAGAAAAGGAAGUGGCUCCCCUGAGAAGCCCCCCAACCGCAGGCGGUCCCCAGAUCCUCGCGAACACUGCAGCCGACUCCUCAGCAACGGCGGGUCCCAGGCCUCUGGGCGACCAGGCCCCACGCGGGAGAGGGGCGGCCCCCCUGUGGGCGAGGGCACCAGGGCUGGACCAGAGGCUGGUGGGAGAGGGCGGCCAGCCCCUUCGAGGAAGUGCCCCCGUGGCCGGGCCUCAGAAUCGGGCCUGGCCAGCUGCCUCUCCCCCACGUGCUUGGAAAUCAGCAUCGAAUAUGAUUCUGGGGAUGAACAGGAGACGGGCGGCGGGGGCGUCAGCACCACCAGCUCCUGCCAGCUCGCAGAUGGGGAGGCCUGGGGUGCGGUGCCCGGGGGAAGGCCCGGGGCCCCUCCGAAGGCCAGUUCAGGCCCCAACCCCCACCCGCGCCUCCCGGCUUGGGAGAAAGGGGAGCCCGCGCGGAGAGGCCGCAGUGCCGCUGGCAGAGCCAAGGAGUCACCCUCCCGGGCAACAGAGACUGGGGAGUCCAGAGGGCAGGAAGGCUCUGGGCGGAGGGGUCCCCAGCGGAGAGGCGGCCGGGCCCCCAGGCCAGGCUCCACGGAGCUGGCCCCUCUGAGGAGCCCCCCAGAAGAAGCACUGGCCUACCAGGACCUACCUAUCAGGGUCUUUGUGGCCCUGUUUGACUAUGACCCCUUGUCAAUGUCACCCAACCCUGAUGCCGGGGAAGAAGAGCUCCCCUUCCAGGAGGGCCAGAUCCUGAAGGUGUUUGGAGACAAGGAUGCCGAUGGCUUCUAUCGGGGUGAAGCUGGAGGACGGAUGGGCUACAUCCCCUGCAACAUGGUGGCCGAGGUGGCUGUGGACGGUCCUGCAGGGAGACAGCAGCUGCUCCAGCAGGGUUAUUUGUCCCCAGAUGUUCUCGUUGGGGGAUCAGCGUCUGCCUGCCUUUCUGGACCAGGGAAUGGCCCCUUUGUCUACUCCACGGCCCGCCCAGCUGGGCCUCCCCCCAAGCCCCGCCGCUCCAAGAAAGCUGAGGCGGGAGGCCCUGCCCAGCCCUGUGCAGGCCCCCCCAAGCUGGCCUCCUCUGCUGGCCUGAGAGCGGCCCGCUCCAUGGUGGCUGCGUUUGACUACGACCCCCGGGAGAGCUCCCCCAACUUGGACGUGGAGGUGAGGACCCUCAGAGGCGGCCCAGCCAGGGUGGGUGGUGGCAGGGUCUGCCCGGGCCUGUCCCCCCGUCUCCUGGUCUCUCCACAGGCAGAGCUGCCCUUCCGGGCAGGGGACAUCAUCACUGUGUUUGGGGGCAUGGACGACGAUGGCUUCUACUAUGGGGAGCUGAAUGGACAGAGGGGCCUGGUCCCAUCCAACUUCCUGGAGGGCCCUGGGCCUGAGACGGGCGGCCCAGACAGGGAGCCUGGGACACCCCAGGCCGAGGGUCAGGACUGGGCCGACUCAACACAGGAGCCCCCAGGGCUCCCAGUCUGGCCCUGUGCUUCUGGCCCUGGCCGCUUCCCUGGGAUUGAACGGGGGGUGCCGCAGGGCCCAAGCAAGAAGGUGUGGGCUCUCCUCUCCAAGGGGAAGCAGCUCCUCAGGAAGCUGGGCUCUGGGAAGAAGGAGUGACGCUGCAGUCCAUCCUCCGGACAGAGGUGGCCCGAGGCCCCGGCGCACUGCCCUGGCUGCGCGGGCAAGGCCCUGGACUUUCGUUCUCCCGAGUCAGCACUGUGGCAUUCGGACGGAAGUCAGACUCGGUGACGGUCAGAGCUAGGUGAGCCCUGGCGGAUGGGUCCCCUGCAUGGGCGUCUUCCUCUUACAGGCGGGGACCCUGAGCCGCAGUGCGGCAGCGAGCCAGCCACGGAGGCUGAACAUCUGGGUCACGGAGCCAGGCCUGGACGCGGACGCGUGAUUCCUGGUUCACCCACCUCUGCCUGCUGCCCGCCAUGUGAUGCUCGUCCCUUCCUGGCCUCCGCACAGCUGGCACGGGGACCCUGUUCGCUCUGACGGCGCGGGCCACCCUCAUCACGUCUUCCCUCCCUGAAGGAACGUUUGCACUGGAUUCUGCCGAGCCCCCCACCCCCGGGCGGGCAAGGGGGCAGAGCCGUGUAUAUAUGUACAUACUCAGUGCCUCGGCCCAGCUUCCUCCCCCUCGCUUCCACCGCACAGGCCCGGAGGGAGAAAGGCCGAGCCACAGCGGGCCUGACCCCGCCCCACAGCGCUCCCCUCCUGCCAGCCGCCCUCCCGGCCUGAGACCCGGGGCCAGCGGGCAGAAAGCAGGAGUUGGGUUUGCCUUAUUUUGCUCAUUGGAUUCAGCUUCUCUUUUGCAUCAUCUUCCUCUAGCCCCUGUUGGAGUCUGGGGGCUGGGGAAGAGGACAGAUGUGUGCAGCUAUUUUCAUACGUUCCCUUUUCCGAGUGGGGUGGGGGGGCCUCCGCCCUUACCCUCGCCACCCCUCCCCCCAGCCCUCUGGCUGGGCCAGUGUCUCUGCAUGUUUCCUUUGCUGUGGCGGGAGAGUGUGUGAACAUCCGCCCCCACCUGGGUCUCCAGGGGUGUGGAAUGGUGAGGGCAUU
Molecule: messenger RNA, 5556 nt
Organism: Hippopotamus amphibius kiboko
Lineage: Eukaryota; Metazoa; Chordata; Mammalia; Artiodactyla; Hippopotamidae
Gene: TSPOAP1
Product: TSPO associated protein 1
Exons: 21
Coding region: 124-4614 (1496 amino acids)
Biological process (GO): neuromuscular synaptic transmission
Cellular component (GO): mitochondrion
Molecular function (GO): protein binding
Source: RefSeq, a predicted model, not a curated record